Molecule: messenger RNA, 1317 nt
Organism: Ramularia collo-cygni
Lineage: Eukaryota; Fungi; Ascomycota; Dothideomycetes; Mycosphaerellales; Mycosphaerellaceae
Exons: 1
Coding region: 1-1317 (438 amino acids)
Molecular function (GO): NAD+ poly-ADP-ribosyltransferase activity
Source: RefSeq, a predicted model, not a curated record
AUGGUUCGCGUCAAAUAUUUUGGACUUGUACCGGAUGCUGGCAUCCGAAAAGACAUUCGCAGACUCGAUCGCGAACAAAUGGAACUUGAAGGCAAGUCCCCUCCAAGCAACGCAAGCGCAAGCACACUGUCUUUAACAUCUCGCGAAAUCGCACGCAGCCACCCCGCAGGUCGAGGAAGCCCUGAAGAGAAAGCCGAGCAGAUCAUCGAAAAUCUCCUUCCCAGAGAAGUCACUUGGUACCGUGGAAGUUUGGUGAGCGGUAGGCUUGACUUUCAACUCCCAGCGGGUAUCCUGYACAUUGUCAUCCCUGCUGACGGCAUUUUUCUCGAGCAUCAUCUGCAUCCUCCAAACGGAGAUGGUGCAGUACGUUCCCAGGCUGUCGCUGGUGUCGAAACUGAUCCAGUAAUGCAAGCCGUCGAGGUCUUGGAGCUGGUGGGCUGCUACAUCAACUCAAUGUACACAGUGGCCAAGGCAAAGCUCGCACAACGCAUCAAGGAAAACCUAGCCCCCCCACACUCUACCCACCUCUCGGAUAUGCUUCGACGCCACCCUCGGGACAUCUGCAACUAUGCCAACGUCGCUCGCUUCGGUUGGCACUUCCUCCGCGCAGAGUCCAUCCUCGACUUGCAGCUGGAAUCCCGCUUCAUCACCCGUAUCAAGGAAAUGCGAGACGAACUCAACAAACUCCCCACCUCCGAGUUCAUCGACAGCGUCCCUGAAGCAGCCCGCUCCAAAAGCCGAGCUCAGAUGACCGACUACCUUCUCGAACCUCAAUACACCUUUCACGGCCCCAAAGCCGAGAACGUCGGAAGCAUCGCACAAGUCGGUCUUUUAGCAGCAGGCGACAUCAACCCUCUCACCGGCGAACGUAUCCCAGGACGUGUAGGAUCCACUUUCGGACCCGGCGUCUACGUAACGGAAGAAGCCAACCUAGCUCUCACCUACGCCGAAUGGGACCGCGCCUCUCUCACCWCCAUCAACGCCAUCGAGCGUCUCCCAGGAGUCAACCGCAAACGCAUGAUCAUCUGUGCCACGGUUCUCGGUCGUGCAGCUCUCAUCACUCUCCCCGACAAUUACCGGAAUAAAGAUCAUCUUUACCCCGGUGCUCACAGUCACGUUGCCAAUGGUGGGCAGGAAUAUAUCGUUCCUCCCACUCAGGUCUUGCCGCUUUAUGCGGCGGAUUUCGAUUGGAUUCCUAGUUGUGAGGAGCAUAAGAGGAAUUAUGUCGAGUAUGCUAGGGGUAUGGUUGCGCCGCCCAGGGACGAUGUGGAGACUAUGGGGAGGUGGUUUCAGUUUGGGAAGGGGGUGAGGCGGUAA